AUGCACUGGAUACGUCAGGCACCUGGGAAAGGUCUUGAAUGGAUAGGAGCAAUUUGGUAUGAUGCCAGUAAAACAGUGUAUGCCAAAUCUUUAGAAGGACGUAUAGAAAUAACAAGGAACAACAAGGAGAGUGUGGUUUUUUUAGAACUGAAGAAUCUGGUCGCUGAAGAUACAGCCACAUAUUUCUGUGCUAGAGCACACUGUCAGAAAUCGUGUAACUGUCGUACAAUAUCUUUCUAG
This is a messenger RNA of Staurois parvus, 240 nucleotides long. The record is from the annotation of a GenBank genome assembly. NCBI's taxonomy places the organism in Eukaryota, Metazoa, Chordata, Amphibia, Anura, Ranidae.